This is a messenger RNA of Benincasa hispida (wax gourd), 621 nucleotides long. RefSeq lists its product as uncharacterized. The record is from RefSeq and is a predicted model, not a curated record. NCBI's taxonomy places the organism in Eukaryota, Viridiplantae, Streptophyta, Magnoliopsida, Cucurbitales, Cucurbitaceae.
AUGGCUCCAUAUGAGGCUUUGUAUGUAAGAUCUUGUAGGACUCCAGUGUGUUGGAAUGAAGUAGGAGAAAGGUGGCUGAUAGGCCCAGAACUUGUUCAGCAGACGACUAAUAGUGUUAAGCUUAUCAAAGAGAAUCUUAAAACAGCCCGAGAUAGGCAGAAGACUUAUGCGAAUAAAAGGAGAAGAGAACUAGAAUUUGAAGUCGAUGAUCAGGUAUUCCAUAAGUUAUCUCCUUGGAAAGGGAUACUUAGGUUUAGAAGAAAAGGGAAGCUGAGCCCUAGGUACAUCAAACCUUACGAGAUAGUAGAACGUGUUGGUCUAGCAGCUUACAGGUUAGCUUUACCCAAGGAGUUAGCUCGUAUCCACGAUGUUUUCCAUGUACCGAUGUUGAGGAAGUAUGUGUUAAAUCCUACCCACGUGUUUCCCGAACAGCCAGUGCAAUUAAAAGAAAACAUGUCAUACGAGGAAGAACCAGUAGAGAUUCUUGAUAGAAAAGAGCAAGUGCUAAGAAAUAAGAUGAUACCAUUAGUAAAGGUAUUAUGGAGGAAUCAUGGCAUUGAGGAAGCUACAUGGGAAGCCGAAGAGCGAAUGAGAAGUAGAUAUCCUCAGUUGUUCAGUUGA